AUGGAUAAUUUUGAUUUUGUAUCAGGAUUUGGUGCCAGUAGUGGAAGUGGAAGUGGAUCAGGUGGUAUUUCAACUAUUUCAAGUACUGGUGGUACUGGCCAAUCAAGUGGUACAGUAACUAGUACUACAAGUACACCAACUCCAAGUUUUACAUCAACAACUUCAACAAUUUCAUCAACUACAACAAUUUCUACUACCACAACAGGAUCAUCAGAACAUUCAGGAUCAUCAUAUUCAGGAUCAGUAAUUUCAAGUUUUAUCACUUCAAUGAUUACAAGUGCAAGUGAAAGUUUAAGUGGAAGUGUAAGUGGUAGCAGCUAUAGUGAUAGCAGUAGCUAUAGUGGUAGCAGCUAUAGUGGUAGUAGUUAUAGUGGUAGUGGUAGUAUUAGUGGUGGUAGUAGUAGUACCUCACCAUCAUCAUCAUCAUCAUCUAGCCCAAGUACUGGAUCAUCAUCAGAUGAUGGACUUUGCUAUGAUUGGAUUACAGUUUGGGGUUAUAAAAUUUAUGAUCCAUUUUUAGUUCCAUUAUGUUUAUGGGCAUUAUAUAUUGGUGUUAGUAGAUUUAAAUUAUUUAAAAAAUAUAAUUGUAACUAUUUAUAUUCUGUCACAUUUUUAAUGUAUGGUAUUAUGAUGACAUUUGCAAUGUUAGCAGAUUCAUUAUCAAGUAACUUUUACUUAAAACUUAGAGAUUUUGUUUCAGUCGCAGAUGUUGAUUUAACAUCAACAGUUGGAACAUUCUUUUUAUAUUGUGGUUUGGCAGAUGUUGGAAUUAUUAAUCCAAAAGAAACAAAAACUAAAAUUAUUUUAUUAUUCAAUUCAAUUAUUUUGUUAAUUAGUUGGGUUUAUGGAUUAUAUUAUUCAAGUGAUCCACGUGUUUGGGCAUUAGUACUUUAUGAAGCAGUUGUUGCCGUUUCAUGUGGUGUUUAUUUAAUUUUACAAAUUAUCUAUUUGGCUAAAAGAAAGAACUUGAAAUCAAUAUUUUGGUUAUUAUUCGCUGGUUUAGUUGGUGGAGUUGGUUUAUCAAUUACUUUAUUCUCUUCUAAAUGGUGUGCUCACUUUGGUGCUCAUUUCUCUUCAAGUUAUGCAUGGUUCUUUUUAAGUGAUUGUGCUAUGCUCUUAAUUUCUCAUUAUGUAACUGUUUCAAGAGGUUCCAAAUCACCAUCAUCGCAAUCAUUCUAUAAUAAGCAACCAUUAUUAUCAAAAUUAAAUAAUGACACUGUUAACAAAUCUACAAUCAUCAUUCCAUCUGCAUAUAAAUCACCAGUUGUGCAAUCUUAUUUCAUUUCUGUACCACAACAAGUACAACCACAACAAUAUCGUUUUGUUCCACAACAACCACAACCAGUUUUUUAUGCUAACCAAAUUCAACAACAACAACAACAAGACAAACCAUUAAGUUAUAUUGUUAAGAAACACUAA
Molecule: messenger RNA, 1419 nt
Organism: Dictyostelium discoideum AX4
Lineage: Eukaryota; Evosea; Eumycetozoa; Dictyosteliales; Dictyosteliaceae
Exons: 3
Coding region: 1-1419 (472 amino acids)
Source: RefSeq, a predicted model, not a curated record